Messenger RNA from Monodelphis domestica (gray short-tailed opossum), 6868 nucleotides. It is a transcript of the gene COP1, whose product is annotated as COP1 E3 ubiquitin ligase. The record is from RefSeq and is a predicted model, not a curated record. NCBI's taxonomy places the organism in Eukaryota, Metazoa, Chordata, Mammalia, Didelphimorphia, Didelphidae. Gene Ontology annotation, molecular function: ubiquitin protein ligase activity; protein binding. Gene Ontology annotation, biological process: proteasome-mediated ubiquitin-dependent protein catabolic process.
UGGUAGUCUGGAGUGUGCGCGCGCAGGCUUUCCCGGCAGCUCGUUCACUGGCUCGCUCGGGGUUGGCUGCAGCAGGACUCGGGCUGGUGGCUAGGGCCUCGAGAGCGCCUUCAUUUUUAUUCCCUCCUCCUCCUGGCGUUUGAGUUCCCCGGUUCCCUCCCGUCGGCCGCCGUUUGUGUGGUUGUUUUUUUUUUAAACAACUUUAUUGUUCCCUCCCGGCUCACUGCCUCCGCCCCCUGCGCUGUGCGCGUCCUCAGGAUGCACUGAGGCUGCAGGGAGGCGGUGGCGGUGGGUCCCUGUCCCGGGUGCCCAGUCCCUCUCCCUCUCCUCCGAGUUCCCAGCCCGGGGAGGGGGGAGUCACGAUGUCCGGCAGUCGCCAGGCUGGGCCCGGCGCUGCCGGGGCUGGUCCCGGCUCCUCCGCGGCCUCCUCAGUCACUUCCGCCUCGUCGUCGUCGUCCUCGUCGUCGUCGUCGCCGUCGCCCCCGUCCCUAACUGCUGUGGUGGCCGCGGCGGGGUCCAGCGGGGCCGCCGGCUCUGGGGGUAUCGGGGCCGCCGUGCGGCCUUUGCUAGUGGCCGCCGCCGGGUCGGGCUCGAGCGGCGGGAGUGGUGGCGGGGCGCUGGCUGCGGGCCUCUCCCGGCUCGGGGGUUCGACCAGGCCCGGGAGCGCUGUGAACGGCGGCAGCGGCAGCGGCGGAGCUGGCAGCUCGGGAAGCGGUAGCAGGAAGCGGCCUCUGCUCACCCCACUCUGCAAUGGGCUCAUCAACUCGUACGAGGACAAAAGCAACGACUUCGUUUGCCCCAUCUGUUUUGACAUGAUUGAAGAAGCAUACAUGACGAAAUGUGGCCACAGUUUCUGCUAUAAAUGUAUCCAUCAGAGCCUGGAAGACAAUAAUAGGUGUCCCAAGUGUAAUUAUGUUGUGGAUAACAUUGACCAUCUUUAUCCUAACUUCUUAGUGAAUGAACUCAUUCUCAAACAGAAGCAAAGAUUUGAGGAAAAGAGGUUCAAGUUGGACCAUUCAAAUGGUCACAGAUGGCAAAUAUUUCAAGAUUUAUUGGGAACUGAUCAAGAUAACCUUGAUUUACCCAAUGUCAACCUGAUGUUGGAACUACUUGUACAAAAGAAAAAGCAGCUGGAGGCAGAGUCACACGCUGCCCAACUACAGAUCCUUAUGGAAUUCCUCAAGGUUGCAAGGAGAAAUAAGAGAGAGCAACUGGAACAGAUUCAAAAGGAGCUAAGUGUUCUGGAGGAAGAUAUUAAACGAGUGGAGGAAAUGAGCGGUUUGUACUCUCCUGUCAGUGAGGAUAGUACAGUGCCUCAGUUUGAAGCUCCCUCUCCAUCACACAGUAGUAUUAUUGAUUCCACCGAAUAUAGUCAACCUCCAGGUUUCAGUGGCAGCUCUCAGACAAAGAAGCAGCCUUGGUACAAUAGCACAUUAGCAUCACGACGGAAACGCCUCACUGCUCAUUUUGAAGAUUUAGAGCAAUGCUACUUUUCUACAAGGAUGUCUCGUGUCGCAGAUGACAGUAGAACUGCAAGCCAGUUGGAUGAGUUUCAAGAGUGCCUUUCCAAGUUUACUCGAUACAAUUCAGUCCGACCCUUGGCUACGUUAUCUUAUGCUAGUGACCUCUAUAAUGGUUCAAGCAUAGUCUCCAGUAUUGAAUUUGACCGAGAUUGUGACUAUUUUGCCAUUGCCGGGGUAACGAAGAAGAUCAAAGUAUAUGAAUAUGGAACAGUCAUUCAGGAUGCAGUGGAUAUUCAUUACCCAGAAAAUGAAAUGACCUGCAAUUCCAAAAUCAGCUGUAUCAGCUGGAGUAGUUACCAUAAGAAUCUGUUAGCCAGCAGUGAUUAUGAAGGCACAGUCAUCUUAUGGGAUGGAUUCACAGGACAGAGGUCGAAGGUCUACCAGGAACAUGAGAAAAGAUGCUGGAGUGUUGACUUUAAUUUGAUGGACCCAAAACUUUUGGCUUCAGGUUCUGAUGAUGCAAAAGUGAAACUGUGGUCUACCAAUUUGGACAAUUCAGUGGCGAGUAUUGAGGCAAAGGCUAAUGUGUGUUGUGUCAAAUUCAGCCCUUCUUCUAGGUACCAUUUGGCUUUUGGCUGUGCAGAUCACUGUGUCCAUUACUAUGAUCUUCGCAACACUAAACAGCCGAUUAUGGUGUUCAAAGGACAUCGAAAAGCAGUUUCCUAUGCAAAAUUUGUGAGUGGAGAAGAAAUUGUUUCUGCGUCAACUGAUAGCCAGCUGAAGUUGUGGAAUGUAGGGAAACCACACUGUUUGCGUUCCUUCAAGGGCCAUAUCAAUGAAAAGAAUUUUGUUGGAUUGGCUUCCAAUGGAGACUACAUAGCUUGUGGAAGUGAAAAUAAUUCCCUCUACUUAUACUACAAAGGCCUUUCAAAGACAUUGCUGACUUUUAAGUUUGAUACAGUCAAAAGUGUCUUAGACAAGGACCGGAAAGAGGAUGACACAAAUGAAUUUGUUAGUGCUGUUUGUUGGAGGGCACUGCCAGAUGGGGAGUCCAAUGUGCUGAUUGCUGCUAACAGUCAGGGGACAAUUAAGGUGCUGGAACUGGUCUGAAGGAUCUUCUCUCAAUGAAGGAUUGACCUAAUCCUGCUGAAACACAUCUACAGUUCUACUUGAGAGAAAAAAAGGAAACCUUCAAAAGAUGUCCCUCCAGAAGCCAUCGUGGGUUUUUUUUGUUUUGUUUUGUUUUCGGUUUUUCCUCCCUCUUACCCCCUUUCCCCACAAUCCCUUUCUCCCUUCUACGGACUCUUUAGGACCUUUGAGACACUGGGAACAUCCAGUGAACUCUCCACCAUCAACAUAACUCCACGGACUUUGCUGCUGCUGCUGCUGGUGGUGUGGUUGUCUAAUUUUUAUGAUAGGGAAACAAAUUCUUUUAAAUAAAAACAAAUAACAAAAAAGGAAUAAAUGUUUAUUGAGCCACAGCUAAGCAGGGAAGUUUUCAUGUAUAGACAGAUAUGCUUUUUUAGGGAGAAAACUAUAUAAGAGCUGUAAAACUGGCAUCUAAGGAAUUUUUAGCUCAAGUAAUGGACAAGAGAGUUAUACAGAAUGAGCAGUUGGGAUAUGAAGUUCUUUAAUAGAUGUAACAAAAAAGGAGAAUGGGGGUUUCUUUCAUUAUUUGAAUGUUCACAAGAGAUAGGUUUAUUGGCAUUAUAGGACAAACUCCUGUCUGAAUUCUCUGACCAGAUAUAAUGUCAGUAAUCACAGCCCAGCUUGGCAUCAUACCUAGUCAGGGUUUUCAGAUCCUGACCUACCAAGAAGAUCCCAUAGGCUGAGUGAAAGCUUGUGUUCACAGACAGCUCAAUGCCUAGAUUCAUCUCAAGUCUACCUAAUGUCAAAUCCAGCUCAAUUUUGUGAAACACAGCUAUCAGAUUUGUCACAGUUCUCAGUCACAGCCCAAGCCAAAUUUGUACCAUGACUUAAAGGAGAAAGGUUUGAAAUCCUAUUACUCAAACUUCUAAGCCACGUAGUCUCUUGGGCAAUAUAGUUAAUUUUUAAAAUAGUUUUCAAAUUGUAAAAAAAAAAAAUGGAAUCUAGAAGUCAAGAAAAGAAAAAAGAAAAUACAAGACGGGACAUGGACUCAUCUAUUUUCACCAAAAGAUUACUCUUGGAGAAUUUUACCUUAUAAAUUUUAUAUGCCUAAGAAUGUCCUGAGGUUUGAUUUAGGUCAUAGCCCGACACAUAUAAAAUGAUAGAGUGAUAUAUUUGUCAUAAUUGUUUCUCCCCUUUCCCAAAUCAUUGAAGCUGUUAAUCCAUCCUAUCAAGAUAAUUCAAACCCCAUGGACUUUGAGGGUUGUGGGAACAAUAUGGUUGCUUCUGAUACCACUCUUACUGAGAAGAGACCCAUCAUCUUUCAAAACUGGUACCUUUCAGCUACCAAAGCUGACCCUGAAAAGAGUACUUCCAACAGGGUGUUUUGUCUCAAAGUAUAGAUUUAAAGGUUUUAGAAUCUCUGCCUAAGUUAUUAGUAGUCAUACAUGUUCAGGUCAUUAUGAAAACAAAGUAGGAGUUUGUUACUUUUGGUUAAACGUGAUAGAAAGAAGAGUAUUUAUCAUACCAACCUAUCCUAUAAGGCUUCUCUUUAGCAAUGAGAGAUUCAUAGAUGUUUUGAACAAGUGAAAAUCAUUUUAAGGAGAGGAGUUUAGCUUAAAGUUCAACUGCUUUGUUUUCCUUUGAAAAAAUACACACACACACACACACAUACAUACACAUACACAUUUAGAAAUACACAUGUAUACCUGUGUGUACAAAUGCAUAUAUUUUUGUAUAUGUACACAAUACAUACAUAUAUAAAUAUAUGUGGGAAAUAGUAUGUAUGCAUAUAAUUCCUUAAAGGUGAAUUGGUAUUAUACAUUGUCAGAAUAAUGGAGAAGCAGCUAGGCAAUUCAGUGGAUAGAUGCUGGGUCUAGAAUCAGGAAAUUUAGUCAUAUCUGACUCUAUGACCCCAUUUGGGGUUUUCUUGGCCAAGAUACUAGAGUGGCUUGCCAUUUCCUUUUCCAGUUCAUUUAAUAGAUGAGGAACUAAGGCAAACAGGAACCAAGAAGACCUGAGUUCAAAUCCCACCUCAGACACAUACUAGCUAUGUGACCCUGGGACAGUCAAAGCCUCUGCUUUGAUCCACUGAAGAAGGAAAUGGCAAAUCAAUACAGUAUCUUUACCAAGAAAACCCCAUGGAAAGUAUUGACACACUGUGGCCCAUGGGGUCACAAAGAGCUGGACACAACUGAAUGACUGAACAACAACAAAGAUAAUAGAAUCUUAUAGCAGAAGAGAAACUUAGAUACCUCAUUUUUCCAGAUGUGGAAAUUUUCUCAAGGAGAUGCUAUAGCUUCCUCAAGGUCACCCAGCAGCUUAGAAGCAGGACCAGUACUAGAACCUAGGUCUUCCAAUUCCUGAUUCACUGUUCUUUGCAUCUCAUGUGAAGCCUUCUUGGAUCCAUCAUAUUUAAAAAGGAAAACCAGGGGGUAGGUACCUUAUGAGUAGAGAUCCCACUUCAGAGUCAGGUUACUUUCACUGUUAUUGGCUGUAUAUCUUUGGGCAAGUCAUUGAACUUUCUAGUCAACAUUCUUAACUUCAGAACAGUUGCUGAUCUGCAGUGGUAAAGGGAGUUUCCUCACAAGGGAAGAAGUCAUACAUCUGGACUUGGGGAGAAGAGAGAAUUAAAGUUUUGGUAUUCAAAUGUGUAGUGUCUACUAUUAGAAUGUGCAUUCUUCCCAGAACUUGUACAAAGGUUCACACUUCAAUUUAGUCUUAAUUUUUAAGGAAAACUUUAAUGGGAACCAAAGGCAUUUUGUCCAAGAAGUCUACAAAUAAUUCAAGAACAGGGAAACUUAGAAGAUUUCUCUCACAGAUGACCAGUUAAAGAAUGUUCUCUAUUACCUUGAAAGUUUUCAAGAUUGUUACAAAAAAAAUGUGUUAAGAGCUUAUUGGUACAUCAUACUGUGUUUAUAAUUCAAUUUUGUACAAAGUUGGACAACCGUAUGCGAGGGAUACCUUAGAAAAGACUCCUGUUCAAGAUGGAGUUGGACAUAAUGAUUUAUAACUUCCAAGUUUUAUUUAAGAUUUACAAAGCUCUUCUUCAUAAGAACACUAUAAAGUCGGUGCCUCUUUUUUUAUAUAGAUGGAGACACUGUCUAAAAAAUGUCACUUCUCUAGAUUUCUCGGCUAUUUUUAAGUCCAUGUCAACUGAUUCAUUUCAUGUGGGUAUAGGUCAUCUGGAAAAUAUCUUCAAGGUCUUCCAUUUCAGCCCCCUCAUUACAAUAGAAGAGAAAACUGAGGCCCAUAGAGAAGAAAUGACAGUUUUGGCACUAGGUACUCUGAUUCUAAAGCUGUGUUCUUUCCAAUAUCCACUUUACUUUGUUGCCCAGUAUCAUACACAGGUAGUCUUUCUAUUGUACCAUGCUAUAAAGAUCACUUGACCACUUGCAGACCCUUUUUUUCUGAAUUAAGAUGAGCAAACUACAGCCCAGAGACUAAGACAGCCCAACCCGCCUAUUGUUUUUUGUACAGCCUUCCAGAUGAAUAAGAAUUAAAAAAAAAAGAAAAUCCCUAAACUAUAGGUCUGAUAUCACUAUUUUUAAUAUUUUAUUUUUUCUCCAGUUACCUGUAAAAAUAACUAUUAACAUUCUUUUUUUAAUUGUAAAUUUAAAAAAAUUUUAAAUUACAAAUUCAUCCCCUCUCUGAGACAGUUAGAAAUCUGAUAUAGAUUUUACAUUUUUCCAUGAGUCAAUUUGUGGAAGAGGCCUCAAAAAAAGAAAGUGAAAUAUAAUAUAUUUGGUCUGCAUUCAGACUCCAUCAGUUCUCCAAGAUUCCCUUGGAUCACUGUAUUGCUGAGAAUAAUGAGACCAUUCAUAGUUGUUCAUUGUAUGAUAUUGCUGUUACUGUGUGCGACGUUCUUCUGGUUCUCGCUUCACUUUGCAUCAGUUUAUGUAAGUCUUUCCAAGUUUUUUCAAAGUCUGAUAUGUCUAUUAAAAAACAUAGAAAAUGUAAAGUCAAAAGGAACAAAACCCAUUUUGGAACAGUAAAACAUACACAGUUCACAUUUUUGGCAUGGAGAAUAGCAAGGAAUGACCAUAUUUCUAUAUAUAAGAAGGAACCACGGGAAGAUAUCAAAUAGACUGAAAAAGUUUCUGGAAAAAGCUCUUAUUUUAGUCAUUUUUCGAAUGAUGUCUUUUGGGAGUUGGGGAAAUGGGGAGGAAUUAUUGAUGUCUUCAUUUCUAAUGUGUCACAGUGCUCAAAUUUCUUUCAGCUAAUAGCUUCUAUUUAACUAUGUGCAUGGUUUCCAUUACCCCAAUGCUGCCAUUAGAAUCUACCUCACAAUAAAUGAUGGCUUCAAAGAAUGUAAUUGA